Andrographis paniculata is the source of this 2605-nucleotide messenger RNA. RefSeq lists its product as uncharacterized. NCBI's taxonomy places the organism in Eukaryota, Viridiplantae, Streptophyta, Magnoliopsida, Lamiales, Acanthaceae. The record is from RefSeq and is a predicted model, not a curated record. The transcript is spliced from 4 exons. Bases 619 to 2364 code for a protein of 581 amino acids.
GCGUGAAAAUCCCCCAAACCUGCUUGGAAAACAUAUCUAUAAUAUUUAAAUAAAAAUUUAUUUUUCUAAUCAUAUUUUUUAUUGUCAUAUGUCAAAAAUAUAAAAAUUAAAUUUUUUACUUUUUAAUAAUUUUUUUACUUUUAAUUUUUUUCAUUUUUAUAACACAAUAUUGUCACUCAAAUUCUGCGCUACUCAGUUGCAGGAGAUAAGGUAUUCGAGAUUUGAUCACGCAAUGGGGAAGCAUCGCAUCAAUGGCGUCCGCCGAUACUCGAUUUAUGUCCUCCGUCGCGCUCAGCCUAGGAAUACGACCAACGACGCGGGAACCAGCAGUGGAAAAUAGCGCAAGCCGCGACGUGUCGGUUCAUACGUGCUCACGUAUCCAUAGUGCGUGGAGAUAAACUCAUAAAAUGCAUAUUUCAGAUCCGUUUGCGGGGAUUCCAGUUAAAGCAUUUGUGAAAUUGUUCGCAUCAGUGUAUUUGAGAGAAGCAUAUUCGCAAUUCACUGGUAGACUGAAGGGGAUAAUUCUGCACAAUUACAUUAGGGAUUUGACUUUGAUCAUAUUGUGGACUUGUAUAAGUUGAAGUUUUUAUAGCCUUGGUUUCAAAGGUAGCCAUCAUCAUGUUCAGGCAAUCACCUCGGCGACACCAGAGGAGCACCGGGAUGAAAAUGAAGCACGUGCUGCAGGUAAGUUUGCUGCUCGGAGUGUCCAUCUGGCUGUUUGUUCAGAUGCAGCGCUCGGGCAACAAGAAGGCACCGUCUCAAGAGAGCCUCAAACUCUCAGAAAAGAUGCAACAGCACGACAACGACAGCGUCAAGUUUGGGAGAAAGGAUCUCAAACCAAAAGUAGAAGUGUACAGCGAAGAUGAGAAGCCAUUGGAAACACCUCAUUUCGAAGACGAAACCAAGCCUCAGGACAGGGAACAAGAACAAAACAUGGAAGCAGUCCAGCAUACACAAAACUUUGUGAAUAGCAUAAAGGAAGACUCUACGGAAAAUUAUGCGAGUACUAUAAAGGAAGCUGAGACAGAAGAGGGUGGCGUGGCGAAAGAAACCCACACCGAAGAACAUGAGAUUAGAGAAACCAACAGUGAGGAUCAAAUGGAGGACAACAAUCUUAAGAUGGAUGGAGGGGCUACGGAAUUUAACGCAGAGGAAGGGGAGAAUAGCGAACACGAGACUAAAAUAGACGAGGGAGACAAUAUUGAAGAUGAAGGUGUGAGUGUUAAAGUGAAGAAGAAUAUGGAGAAGUUGCUCGAAAAGGGCGUCGAAGUGAAGAAGAACAUUGAGAAAUACCUCGAAGAUAAGGCUGGCAUCGUCGGGAAAGGCGAAGAUGCUGCGAUGGGGAAUGAAAGCAAUGAGAAUGAAAAUGGAAGAACAAUGGAAGUGAACCUCGCCGGAGAAGAAAAGGUAAGUGAAGAUUUACAGAAGAAAGAAAAGAGGAAGGAAAAGGGAAAAGGAAAGGGAAAAUCAGGCCAUGAUACGCAACAGAACGAGGAAAUUGUCGAAAGCAAGAUUGGACAAAACAAGAACAAUGUCGACAAUGAGAGUAAGGUUAAGGAUAAGGGAAUUGUAAGCGAAUAUUCGACGCAUAAAACAACAGAAGAUGAUGCCAAUGGAAAAGGUAGCGGAAAGAGCAAUGCUGAAAACGACAAACUGGAGAAGCAGGAAGAUCAUCCAGUCGAAAAGAACGGGAUCAAAGAAAAGAGUCUCGACGGAGGAGUUGUUUCAGAUGGCACGAAUCGUAAGUCUCAGAACAAGAAACGGGAGAAGAUAGCUGGAAAGAUUAAGAAUGCAAUCGAGAAGACAAAAAACACAGCCAAAAUGAUUCAGGAUGCAGUUCUUCCGAGCAGCGAAGCUAACUCGUCGACUCACGGUGAUGAACUUCAUUCAUCUGCAAAAAUGGAUACUAAUUCUGGCGAAUCGAAUUCAAGUGUAGCUCAUCUUUUGACAAAAGCAGAGCUCGAUAUGUCGAACGGGAAUUCAAACAGCUCCUACGAUGGAAAUUCAGACAGCGACGAAUCCAAGGCAUCCCGGGACGAUAUGGAGAACCAUUUGUCCGUAAGCGAGACCAAUACCUCAGUCGAGCCCAACAAUCCCGGCAACAACACAGUUCUUGAUGAGAAGUCGAAUUCCUACAACGACAGCAACGGCAGGGAUGAUGGCAAUAGCAGUAUGGACAAUUUUUCUCAGGUUUCGACAACUUCAUCGAAGGAGGACAAUCCGAGCAUAAAUGAAACGGUACAUAGAAUGACGGAUAAUGAAUCCGAUUCAUCGCUCCCCCAAGAAGUGAAAGAUGCUCGAACCGACCUCGAUACCCUCCCGGAAUCAGGUACGGAUUCUAACACCCUUGAUGCAAGUGAGUAGCGAUUCUUCCUGUUGCCCGGCCGAUGUUUUUUUACUCGGCGCGAGCAAUCGGUAUCGAGUUUAUUUGCAUUAUAGACCAACGUGGUAUGGAGAUUAAGGUUGGUUAGCUCGAAAUAAAUUGUUGGCAAAUCAGAAAAUGAGAACCAUUAUUUUUGUAAAAAAAAAAUUCGUCGACAGAAUCAGAAAUGGAAUGUGUUAGCUAUGUGAACUAUAAACCAGAUUCUCUUAUUUUAUUAAUUUA